Molecule: messenger RNA, 1326 nt
Organism: Brassica oleracea var. oleracea
Lineage: Eukaryota; Viridiplantae; Streptophyta; Magnoliopsida; Brassicales; Brassicaceae
Product: GDSL esterase/lipase 3-like
Exons: 5
Coding region: 64-1185 (373 amino acids)
Biological process (GO): defense response to bacterium; lipid metabolic process
Molecular function (GO): lipase activity
Source: RefSeq, a predicted model, not a curated record
UUUAGAAAACAUAUAUAUAACUGUCACAAUACAUAUCGAAUACUUUUGUAUCCCUAAUAAAUUAUGGAAAGCUCUCAACUAUUUUUUAUCAUCAUGUUCCUCUACACAAUAGUCUUAUCGAUAAUCUCAAUCAACUGCACAGAGAAGAAUAACAAUCUCGUCACAAACCAAGCUGCUUUGUUCGUGUUCGGAGAUUCUCUGUUCGAUGCCGGAAACUACAAAUACAUCAAUAAUAAUUCAGCUUUCCAAUCAAAUUUCUUUCCGUACGGUCAAACCACUUUCAAGUUUCCAACCGGAAGAGUCUCUGACGGACGUUUGAUUACCGAUUUCAUAGCUGAGAACGCAUGGUUACCACUGAUCCCACCAAAUCUACAACCAAGCAAUAGUAACAAUCAAUUUACCUAUGGAGCUAAUUUUGCUUUUGGCGGUGCUGGAGCUUUGGUGGAAACCUUUCCAGGAAUGGUGAUAGAUUUGGGAACACAGUUAAAUAGCUUCAAGAACGUUGUCAGGAGCUUGAAAUCUGCAUUAGGAGAUGCAGAGGCUAAGACGAUUUUCUCAAGAGCUGUUUAUCUGUUUAAUAUCGGAGGCAACGACUUAGUUUAUCCCUUAGUUGCAAACUCUUCACUUUUUCAGUCCAAUACCAAAGAAAAAUUCGUUGAUUUUGUUAUUGGUAACACAACAUCCGUGGUCGAGGAAGUGUAUAAAAUAGGAGGAAGAAAGUUUGGAUUCUUGAAUAUUGGAGCAUACGAGUGUGCACCAGUCAUAUCGAUUUUAGACACAACAAACAUAGGAUCAUGUUCCAAACCACUCGCUGAGCUGAUAUAUUUGUACAACAAGAAGUUUCCGGAUGCUUUACGGCGGCUACAACGUGAACUUUCCGGAUUCAGAUAUGCCUUUCACGACUAUCACACUUCUUUGUUGGAAAGAAUCAACAAUCCUUCUAAAUACGGGUUUAAGGAAGGUAAGAUGGGAUGUUGUGGAAGUGGACCAUUGAGAGGAAUUAAUACUUGUGGGAAUCAAAUGGGAAAAAGUUACGAAUUAUGCGAAAACGUUACCGAUUACUUGUUUUUCGAUGCCUCUCAUUUGACAGAGAAGGCCCAUCGACAAAUCACAGAGCUGAUAUGGAGCGGACCGCCUAAUGUCACUGGACCUUAUAAUCUUCAAGCUUUAUUUGAACUUAAUUGAAAUCACCGAUGUAUGUCUAUGAAAAUAAAGAUGAGAUUGCUAUAUAUGUCGUUUUUUUUGUGCACAAGCUUUAUUUGAACUUAAUUGCUAUAUAUCUUGUCUAAGCUUGUUAAAAAUAUACUAUGUUUCAAAUAAUAUCAA